UAAAAACCCAGGUGUUUAGAUGUUCAUUCUCUCAUUUUUCUUGACGAACCCCAGACAAUUGGCAAAAAAAAUGGGGAGACUUACACUUAUAGCAGGAUUGGGCUUGGUGCUCUGCCAUGUUGCCUUCUCCAUGGAAAUGGCAUGCUACUUCACCAACUGGUCUCAGUACAGACCUGGAAUUGGAAAGUAUACCCCUGCAAACGUUGACCCUUUCCUUUGUACACACCUCAUCUAUGCUUUUUCGAUCAUCAACCAAAACAACGAGCUUGUCACCUAUGAGUGGAACGAUGAUGUUCUCUACAAGGCAUUCAAUGACCUCAAGAACACUAAUCCCACUCUUAAGACUCUUCUGGCUGUUGGGGGAUGGAACUUUGGUUCAGCACAGUUCUCCAUCAUGGUAUCCAAUGCUGCAAACCGCCAAACAUUCAUCCAGUCUACCAUCAAGUUCCUAAGAACUCAUGGAUUUGAUGGACUGGACCUGGACUGGGAAUACCCUGGAGCAAGAGGAAGUCCACCUGAAGACAAACAAAGAUUCACACUGCUGUGCAAGGAACUUGUUGAGGCCUAUGAGGCUGAGGGUAAAGCUACUGGCAGACCUCAGCUGAUGCUGACCGCUGCUGUAUCAGCUGGCAAAGGCACAAUUGAUGAUGGAUAUGAGAUUGCAGAGAUUGCCAAAUACCUGGACUUUAUCAAUGUGAUGACUUAUGACUUCCAUGGAACUUGGGAGAGAUUCACAGGACACAACAGCCCCCUGUACCAAGGCUCAAAGGAUGAGGGAGACCUGAUCUACUUUAAUACCGACUUCGCUAUGAGCUAUUGGAGGGACAAAGGAACCCCUGUGGAGAAACUCAGAAUGGGUUUCGCAACAUACGGUCGCACUUUCCGCCUGACAUCUACAGAUACUAGCGUUGGAGCCCCAGCUAGUGGACCUGCAUCAGCUGGAACCUACACUCGUGAGGCUGGAUUCUGGGCUUACUAUGAGAUCUGUGGCUUCCUAGAGGGAACAACAAUUCAGUGGAUUGAUGAUCAGAAGGUGCCUUAUGCCACAAAGAACAGCGAAUGGGUUGGAUUUGACACCAAGGAGAGCUUCGAAACUAAGGUUCAAUACCUAAAAGACAAGAAAUUUGGUGGAGCUUUCGUAUGGGCGCUAGAUCUGGAUGACUUUGCUGGACAGUUCUGUAGUCAGGGGAACCAUCCUCUCAUGGGCCAUCUGCACAAUCUUCUGGCCAUUGAAGUACCUCCGAGGCCUCCAACCACCACCCUCAAACCUGGCCAAACCACAACACCCACCACAACUACCACCACCACCACCACUCAUGCUCCAGGACCAGGAUUCUGUAAUGGAAAGCCAGAUGGACUCUAUCCUCACCCUGAAGACCCCAACAAAUACUAUAACUGUGCAGGAGGCAAUACCCACGAGGAUCAUUGUGCCCCAGGCACUGUGUUUGAUGACAGCUGUAAGUGCUGUGUUUGGCCCUAAGGGAUCACCUUCUAAAAAUCAUCUGCAAAAACUGCACAAAUGACACCAAACAUUAGUUGUUUUAUGUUCAUGAACUAAAGAUAGUAUACCUAAAUGUAACACAAUUAUGUUUUCAUUCCAUCUGGGUGCAGUUUGUUAGUGUAAGUACCUCUUUUUAAAUGACUUGCUGUUUCUUGGUCUUUUUUUGUGAAAAAAUAAAUAAACUGACCUGUCAUCUA
Molecule: messenger RNA, 1698 nt
Organism: Puntigrus tetrazona (Sumatra barb)
Lineage: Eukaryota; Metazoa; Chordata; Actinopteri; Cypriniformes; Cyprinidae
Product: acidic mammalian chitinase-like
Exons: 12
Coding region: 20-1480 (486 amino acids)
Biological process (GO): chitin catabolic process; carbohydrate metabolic process
Cellular component (GO): extracellular region
Molecular function (GO): chitin binding; chitinase activity
Source: RefSeq, a predicted model, not a curated record